AUGCAAGCCGCAAGUAUGGAAGGUAAUUUUCAUGAGUGCCAUAUUCAAUCAAAAGAUAGUUAUAUUAAAUCAAGAACGCACACAAAAGUGCUGCUGUUCUCUUAUUUUUGUUUCUUUGUUUAUACCUGGUAUGUUAAUAUAGUGUGUGUGUAUCCAUUAAAUUUUAGUAGCACGUAUUUUAUUUAUUAUUUUAUAUUACAAGGUUUAGGAGGUAUAUUCCUUGGGUUUUUUUCAGAUAUAUAUGGAAGAAAAAUAUGUUUAAAUAUAUCCUUUUUUAUUUUAUUAAUAAUAUUUAUUCUUUCUUUUAUUACGGUGAAAACAUCUUUCUUUUUGUUUUAUCAAAACAUACCUUCAACGAAUAAUAAUGAGAAGGGCCUGGAUUUAUUCUUUUAUACUAAUACACCUCAUACACAAAUAAAUGCAUAUCAUGAAAAAAAAAAAAAUAUACAUAAUAAUAACAAUAAUAAUAAUAAUAACAAUAAUAAUAAUAAUAACAACAAUAAUAAUAAUAACAACAAUAAUAAUAAUAACAAUGGUGCUUAUUUUAAUUAUAAAGAUGUUUAUACCUUUUUAAUGAACUAUAAACAAAACAUAAAAGGAAAUGAUGAAUAUAUAAAGAGCGACAACAAUAUAAAGGAUCAUCCUAAUAAUAAUUAUCUUUAUAUUAAUAUAAAUAAUGAUGAAACCAAAGAUAAUAUAAGUGUUGAAAAUAAUUAUAUAAAUAAUGAUCAUCUAGAUGAUACCAACAAUUUAAUUAUUAAUAAUAAAAAGAAAAAAACAAAUAAAAAGAGCUACAACAAAAUGGGAUAUUCAUCACACACAAAUAAAAAUAAUAAUCCUGAUAUUCAUUAUGAUCAUAAUAAUAAUAAUAAUAAUAAUGACAAUUCUUAUAUUUAUACUUAUGAAGAUGAUCAUUUUGUAUAUCAUCCCAAUAAACAUAUAAACUAUUAUGAAAUAUAUUUUAAAAACAAAAAUAACAACAAUAAAAAUAAAAGUAAAAAACAAAAAAAAAAAUAUUAUCAUGACGACAUUAUGAUGGAAGCAAAUAACAAUGAAAAUUUGAAUGACGAGAAUUAUAUGGAAAGCCAAAUAUCACGAGAAGAGUUACAUCAAACCAUUUUAGAUAUAAUAAAAAAAACAUUGGAAGGUAUUAACAAGAAAUUUAUAUUAACAAAUGAUAAUACGUUUAUUAAUUUUAUGAAUUUAUGUAUAGACAAAAAUAUAAAUUAUAAUAAUAACAACAAUAAUAAUAAUAACAACAACAACAACAAUAAUAAUAAUAAUAAUAAUAAUAAUCUUAUACAUAUGAUUAAUGAUAUAUAUAAACUAGAAAAUAAUAAUAUACCUAUUCCUGAAAAUUCACAUAUUUAUAGAACACCUAAUCAUAAUUCAAAUAAUUUAAGAAUGAAAAAAAUACAAAUAAUUACUUCGAUAAUUAAUAAUAAUAUAAGUAGUAUUCAAGAAAUAUGUAUUAAUGAAAUGAUAAAUAUAUAUAGAAUCUUUAAAAAAAUGAAUUGUUUAAAAACAAAUAUAGAAUACACACAUAAUAAUAAUAAUAAUAAUAAUGAUGAUGAUGAUAAUGGUGAAGGUGAUAUAUAUGGUAUUGAACGAUGUUUAGAACUCAUACAUAAAGAUAUAAUAAAACAUAAUAAUAAUAUAAACAAUCAUAAUUAUAACAACUAUAAUCAAGAUAAUAAACAAACUUCUUUAUAUUAUCAAACUAAUAUGUCCUAUGAAAAAAUGUCAUCACCACAUUCUGAUGAAGAUAAUAAUAUGAAUGCUAAUCAAAAAUAUAUAUUAUAUUUUUAUAAAAUUAUAUUUUAUAUUAUUACAUGUCUCAGUGGUUUAUUCAUUAAAGGAAUUAACAAUAUUUUAUGUUUAAUUAUUACAGAAAAUAUAAACGCGAAAUAUAAAACUAAAGCAGUCUCUCUCAUAUUCAUCUUAGAAAGCUUAUCUUUAAUUAUUAUUCGCUCUUUAUUUUAUUUUAACCACUUUAUAAAUAUAUUUCUUUUAUACAAAAUAAAUUUAGCAGUAUGCUUUUUUUUAAACCUAUUAAAUAUUUUUAUAUUAAAUAAAUAUUGUGAUAAGCUUAGCAUACCAAUUUUACAAAUACAAAAAAAAAUUUUACAAAAUUUUUAUACAAAUAAUAAUUGGAAAUCCAUGGAAUAUUUCCAUGCUGACAUUUCACAAAUCAGUUCCUAUAAACAAAAAAAUUUAAGUCAAGAAGAAAAUAAAAACAGCAAUAUGUCUUUGCUCUUGAGCAGCAUGGAAAAUAAGAACAUAACUUCGAUGGAUAAGGUCAAUGAUUCACAUGGAUAUAAAAAUAAACAGGACAUACAAAAUGAUGGUAAUAAUCAAAAUAAUCAAAAUAAUCAAAAUAAUCAAAAUAAUCAAAAUAAUCAAAAUAAUCAAAAUAAUCAAAAUAAUCAAAAUAAUCAAAAUAAUCAAAAUAAUCAAAAUAAUCAAAAUAAUGAUAGUCAUAAUAAUCAUUACAAUCAUGAAAAAGAUCUAAAAUUAGAUAUAAAUCAUAGGCACAACUCAAACCAAAAUAGUAACCCGGAUUAUAGUCACGAUGAUAAUUACAGUGAUUCAAGCGACGACGAUGAAGACGAUGAUGAUCAACAAAAAGAACAGAAAGAUGAAAAACAAGAAGAAAACGAACCAAGAUAUAAUUUAGAAAAAACAAAAUCAUACAAGAAACAAAAAAAAAGAAAUAAAAAAAAAAAUAAAAAUAAAAAUAAAAAAAAAAAAAAAAAUUCAAGUGAUGAUUAUAUGAAAGACCUUUCCUUUGAUGAACUUCUUGAAAAUAAUUUUCAAAAAUCAAAAAAAAAAAAUAUGAAUGAAUCUGAAAAAAAAUUAUGCGCAAAUACUUGUAUAAAUUAUAAUCAUAUAUUAAAUUGUAAUAUUAUAAAAGAUAGUGAAGAAGAUUUAUUUAUGGAAAAAAUAAAAGAUAGUAAAGAAUUUAUCGAAUAUAAACAAUAUCUUAAAAAUAAUAAUAUAUUUAAAAUAUAUAUCAAAUGGUUAUAUUAUACAUUAUAUGCACAUAAAUAUUUAAUUAUAUCAUUAUGUAUAUUAAAUUUCUUAUUCAAUUUCUUAUAUAUUAGUUUCUUUAUUAUAUAUAAUAUAUUUAUAUAUGAUAUAAAGAGUUCUCAAAAUUUCUAUAAAAUGAAUGAUUCAUUUAUUAUUUUAAAUUCUAUAAUACUUAUAUUCUAUAUAUUUUUAUAUUUCUAUUUACAUCGUAUUAUAUUAAAAAUAUUAAAUUUAUUUGGAUAUUUAUUAAUCACAUUUGUAUCCUUUUCACUUAUAUUAUUUUUAUAUUCUACCUCAUAUUUUCAUAUUUCAUUAUAUGAUAAUACAUAUAUUAUUUAUACUAUUAUCUUCUAUCUAUUUUUAUUUAUACCAAAUGUAUCUCUAUUUUUAUUUUCUAUAAAUUACUUUCAUACUAUACAUAAAGGACUCCUACUAGGUGUAUUUACAUUUAUAGGAAACCUCGGAUUCGUAUCCUAUACACUAUUCAGAUUUAUUAUACAAGAACAAAAUAUGACACUCUACAAUCUAAUAUUCUCAUGUGUUAUCUGUAUUAUAUCGUGCAUAUUUAUUAUUCUCUUUAUUCCACAAAUCAACUCAUGCAUAGAUUUUCAUAUUGUGGAUCACUCUUAUUUUAAUCAUUUCUUAUUAUAUGGAUAUAACAAAAAGAAGGUAUCACCCCUCUUCACAUCACUAACAUUCCCAUGCGAAAUAUCCCACACAUAA
Molecule: messenger RNA, 3753 nt
Organism: Plasmodium falciparum 3D7
Lineage: Eukaryota; Apicomplexa; Aconoidasida; Haemosporida; Plasmodiidae
Gene: MFS4
Product: MFS transporter
Biological process (GO): transmembrane transport
Cellular component (GO): membrane
Source: RefSeq, a predicted model, not a curated record